CUUCCUCCUUCUCUUAUUUUCAUACUCUUUUUCAUCUUAUUCUUCUAAACAAAAUGCUCUCUCUCACACGCACCAGAGUACUCACCACUGCCAGACGCGCCUUCGCCACCGCCGCAAAGACCGCUGCUCCUGCUGCCCCUGUCGCGGCUGACAAGAAGUUCAAGGUUGUCGUUGUAGGUGCAGGUCCUGGUGGUCUGUCGGUAUCAUCCACACUCUCGAAGAUGCUCGGAAAGGACCAGGUUGCUGUCAUUGACCCUGCCAGUGUUCACUACUAUCAACCCUUGUGGACCUAUGUUGGUGCAGGUCUCAAAGACUUUAAGGAGUCUGUUAAGCCCAUGGCCAGCGUAAUGCCCUCAAAGGCCGAGUGGAUUCAGGACAAAGUCACCAAGCUCGACCCUGACCACAACCAGGUUACCUUGAGCAAUGGCGAAACUAUUGGUUACGAGUAUCUUGUCGUUGCUGCUGGUAUUCAGAUCAACUGGGAACAAAUCAAGGGCUUGAAGGAAGCCCUUGGCAAGGACGGCGUUACUUCCAACUACUCUCCCGAGAGUGUCCAAAAGACUUACCAAUUUAUCAAGGAAUUCAAGGGUGGAAAUGCAGUCUUUACUUUCCCCAACACUCCCCUCAAGUGUCCUGGUGCUCCUACCAAGAUAGUCUUCUUGGCUGAAGAAGCCUUCCGUUUGUCUGGCGUCCGUGAUAAGACCAAUGUUAUUUACAACACCAGCCUGGGUAAGAUCUUUGGUAUUGACCACUACGGAAAGGUUCUGCAGAAGCUGGCCGAUGAGCGCAACAUCCAGGUCAACUUCCAGAACGAGCUUAUCUCAAUUGAUGCCAACAACCACGAGGCCGUUUUCCGCAACAAUGGAAAGAACGGAGAGCUGAGCACUGUUCACUACGACUUUUUGCACGUCGCGCCUCCCCAAGGACCUCCCAAUUUCAUCAAGGAAUCAAAGUUGGCUGAUUCGGUUGGUUGGGUUGAUGUUAACAAGGAUACCCUGCGUCACAACCGUUACAAGAAUGUCUUUUCGCUCGGUGACUGCUCUUCUUUGCCUACCUCUAAAACCGCGGCUUCCAUUACUGCUGAAUCGGGUGUCCUGAAGCACAACCUUAUUGCUGAUAUCAAGGGAGAGAAGGUUGAACAGGCAGUUUACGAUGGCUAUACCAGCUGUCCUUUGAUCGUCGGUCGCAAAGAGUUGAUCCUUGCCGAGUUCUCUGGCUACACCGGCAAGCCUCUUGAGACCUUCCCUGUUGACCAGCGUAAGAUUACCAGCGUUGGACAGUUCCUCAACAAGGAGGUUAUUCCUGCCAUUUACUGGAACGCCUUGUUGGACGGUAACUGGGUUGGUCCCGGCAAGUUCAGAUCUAUUCUUGAGCCUCUCCGUUCCAAGCAUACUUAAGCAGAAUAUCCAACAAAAACACUAUCAAAAAAAAGAAUAUUAAUAAUAAUUAACCCGAUUUUACCCUUUUUCUCUUUUUUUUAUCUAUCUCUUUUUCCUUUCUACUUCAUCUUACAUUAUAUAACUCAUACACAAAAUGCUUUUCCCUUUUAUAUAUAAAUAAAUAAAUUUAUAUAGCUAUAUAUCUGUAUAAUUAGAUAU
Molecule: messenger RNA, 1598 nt
Organism: Phycomyces blakesleeanus NRRL 1555(-)
Lineage: Eukaryota; Fungi; Mucoromycota; Mucoromycetes; Mucorales; Phycomycetaceae
Exons: 4
Coding region: 54-1397 (447 amino acids)
Cellular component (GO): mitochondrion
Molecular function (GO): FAD binding; sulfide:quinone oxidoreductase activity
Source: RefSeq, a predicted model, not a curated record